This is a messenger RNA of Colletotrichum navitas, 1425 nucleotides long. Its product is annotated as HhH-GPD superfamily base excision DNA repair protein. The record is from RefSeq and is a predicted model, not a curated record. The transcript has a single exon. NCBI's taxonomy places the organism in Eukaryota, Fungi, Ascomycota, Sordariomycetes, Glomerellales, Glomerellaceae. Bases 1 to 1425 code for a protein of 474 amino acids. Gene Ontology annotation, biological process: base-excision repair. Gene Ontology annotation, molecular function: catalytic activity.
AUGCCUCAAACCCGUAGCGCCGCAAAGCGGGCUGCAGGAGCAGCCCUCCUAUCUGAUGACUCAACGGAACCAGGAAAUAAGAGGCCUGCAAACAUCAACCAGACUCAAGAAAAGACAUAUCGUACUAAGCACGCACAGAAGCAGUCCCGUUACUCUGUUUCGCCAGCACAGCCGAAUACUAUAGUUCUCCCUCACGGUCUUGGAGCCGUUCAACAGUCAGCAACCCUCAAUGAUGAUGACCGCAAGCUUUCUUCCAGCUUCAAUACCACCGCCGCAGGCAUAAAGAAGAUGACACUAGAGGAGCUCAAGAAGGCAGCAAGGCCCCGGGGCUUGCCCAAGGAAACACCCGACAACAAGUACCGCUUGAUGCCCGGAUCAACUCCAUUCCCUGACUGGUCCAGGCCCACUCCAGAGGAAUGCCAAGCCGUUUAUGACAUUUUGGUAGAGGAAUAUGAAGAAAAACAGAAAGCCAGAGAGGAAACAGCCACGCAGCCCAAGAAAUAUGCGCCACUCAGCUUCACCCCUCCGGCAAAGAUCCAACCACCUUCUACUACCGUUGCUGGAUGUGGAGAGGUACCUGAUUUGGUGGACGCCAUGAUGAGAACCCUCAUAAGUCAAUCAGUAACGCGGGACAGUGCCAACAUGGUCGUGGAAAGAAUCAUCGCGAGAUUCGGCCAACUUGACCCUCAAGGAAUCGGCGCUGCCAGCAUCAACUGGAAUGCAGUACGCCUGGCACCCCCUGAAUAUGUCAUACAGACCCUCCACAAGGGUGGGCUGCAAAACAAGAAAUACGAAGGCAUAAAAGGAUGCCUCGACAUGGUUUACACGGAGAAUCAAGUCAGAAGAUCUGCGUAUAUGAAUGAAAAGGAGACAGGAAAGGUUGCCAAUGUGCCAGGCGCAGCUGAAAUGACCGCGGGCCAAAAGGAGCACCAACUAAAAAAGAUUGAAGCUGGAAUCCUCACUCUAGACCACAUUCGCGCCAUGCCAGCAGACGACGCCAUGAUGGCACUCAUCAAAUACCCCCAUAUUGGGGUCAAGACGGCAGCUUGCCUUCUUCUCUUCUGCCUGCAGAUUCCCAGCUUUGCGGUGGACACCCACGUUUACCGCAUGUGCAAGUGGCUGUACUGGGUUCCUGGCACAGAAAAUGAGAAUUACGUCUACAUGCAUUGCGACCUACGAGUUCCGGGCCAUCUCAAGUACGGCCUCCAUCAGCUGUUCAUUGAGCACGGUAGUGGAUGUCAUCGUUGCAAAGGCAACACUUCAAAGGGAACUACAGAGUGGGACAAGGUAGUUUGUCCACUUGAGCAUUUACUGGAUCGCUACAGCAAAAAGGAGAGUAAGUCAAAGGCAGCAAAUGUUGUCGGCAUUGAGAAUAAUGGUUCCAACGCGCAUGAGACUCGUGAGGGCCUUGUCCAGUCUGAUUGA